This is a messenger RNA of Protopterus annectens (West African lungfish), 2771 nucleotides long. It is a transcript of the gene TAPBPL, whose product is annotated as TAP binding protein like. The record is from RefSeq and is a predicted model, not a curated record. Bases 81 to 1511 code for a protein of 476 amino acids. NCBI's taxonomy places the organism in Eukaryota, Metazoa, Chordata, Ceratodontiformes, Protopteridae. The transcript is spliced from 8 exons.
GUAAAUCUCGUGCUGCAGCAGUGCAGCUGUUGUUUGGGGCUUACAUAUCCAGUGAAUUUCCUAAGUACUACUGCCUGAGAAUGAAGGCACUGGAUCUGCUUCUGCUAUGUGCCCUCUUCAGUGUCAAAAUUUUGGCCAUGCCAGCAGCAAAGGCAGAAGAUCAAAGUGAUAUUACAGACACUGUGCAACCUACCAGGGCUGUGGACAUAGUACUGAGUUGUUUCUAUAUAGAAGAAGGAGGUGGCCACAUGGGAAUGUUUGUAUCUGGAUUCACUCGUGACCCAGCCACCCUGGUACUUCAUGGCAUCCAUGUCCCAGAUAGUGAGGCCCUGGAUAGUUUUACAGAUUAUGUACCUCCACCUGAUGCAAGUGAUGAAACAAUGAUCUUUGAAGCUCUGGUUUCAUCAGUACCUGUUCCAGAAGCUGAAAGCCUUCUUCAUGCUGACUGCAAUGGCCAAGAAAUCACCUGUGAGAUAAGCCGCUACUACCCACAGGAGGUGGAGGAAAAGGAUGAGAAUGGGCCAGUCACAGAAGAGCCAGCUGCAGAAUCUGACAAUGAGCCUGCCUGGUUCAUCAGUAGCUUACAGGUGUCAGGAGGCGGGGUCAGUGUUACUUUGGUGAUGAAGACUCAACCAAUCACAAAGUCUGAAAAUGAAAAUCUUUCUAGAAAGCAAAAGAAACUGGAUCUUCUUCUUGGUACCAUGGGGACACUUCUACUUUCAGUGGAAUUUGCUGUCUACACUCGCAUGCCAUCUAUCCAUACAUCUAUUGGUCAGUCUGUCCAGCUGGACUGUGGAUUUACUGAAGGGAAUUCAACAGCCGAGAAGAUUAGCGUUGAAUGGCGCUUGCAACACAAAGGCAUUGGUCGGAGGAUCUACACGUACAAAGAUGGGGAGGGGAUUGCUGAUCGCCCCGGAACACAGAUGGAGCUGCAGAACGUGAUCCUGAAAAGAAAUGCAUCGCUGUUUCUCUCAAACUUUGAGAUUAAAGAUGAAGGCACUUACAUCUGCAUUGUCUAUGCUACCCGCUACCAUGCCCAGCAAGUUAUGCAGGCUCUGAUAAUGGAACCCCCUCAUGUACAGCUCAUUCCAUCAGUUCUAUAUCUGCAGCCACAUGCCCCCAUGCGUGCCACCUGUGACAUUGGGCAUUACUACCCCCUGGAUGUGGAGGUCAUGUGGCUGAAGCAGCUACCUGGUGAUGAGGAAAAGCCCACGCCAGUGUCAGGGACGUCCUUCUCCAGCCAUCGGCAAAACCGUGAUGGGACCUAUAGUGUCAGCUCCUACAUCUGGAUCCAGCCAUUGUCCCAUAGCGAGGAGCCUAUCCCCACCUACAUGUGCCAGGUGGCACACAUCACUCUGCAGGAGCCAAGCACAGUGACCCUUGUAAUUCAGAUGUCGGAGGAAUCCAUACCCCUAGGGAUGCUGGGACUGCUAGCUGCAGCGUGCCUCAUAAUGGUGGGUGUUGGAGUUUUGAUGUGUCGUGCACCUAAAACCAAGAGCAAAGUCCAGUGAUUACCCAUGUCAGAUGAAAAGGACAUUAUGUGGAAAAAGGCUGUCAUUGAGGGUGCUCCACAGGUCACCAGUGAUUUCAUUUCCACUAUCUUCAGCGCCCUUCCCAGCUUUCAACAUCUCAAAGAGUCUGUGUCUUGAGGUUUUUGUGUCCGUAGCCCAGGAUCGGUUUUAUCAGGCACAUGCUGAGAUGUGUUAAAGAAGAGAUCAUUGGGAGAAACAUUGCACCAUCAUGAAUUCCUGGAUGUGACAUCACAACACUUCUCUUCCUCGUGUAACCGACGCAAGUCCUUUACACAAGCAGGUGUUAUUACCACUUGCUGUCCUGCUCCUAAUAUACAUUGUGUCAUUAACUGCUGUUCAGCCUUGGGUGAUGCACAAGAUACAAACUAGUCAAUAAGACUUUAGCAAGAAACCAUGAGGUACAAACAUUUAAAAGGUUGUUAUCCUUAUGGUUCCUGUGAUCAUUAUCUUGGAUUGUUCAUUUUUCCCUAUAACAGCAUCAUCAAAACAAACAUGCCUGAAAAUCUAAACACAUUCACUGGUCAUUUGCUAUGUAGGAUUGAGUUUAUUGGCAUUCACACUCCUUUUAAUCUAUUUCCGUUACUUUUUAUGAAGAUUUUGUUUUUCCACUAUUCAUGCGCAUCUUUGUGUUAUUGUUUAACAUUAACUUGUUUCCACACCACUCUUACCUAUCAGAAUGGACAUUCCUCCCAUGCUGACUGGAUGAGACUGUAACUGUGAAAGGCAGCUCUUAAUGGGCAUUUCCAUAUUCCAUUGUUCUUAACUUCCAUAUAAUAACUGGCAAAUUAUAUCUGCUCCUUUCUAAUUUAAUUACAAUUUCACUUUAGCUUAGGUGUUGGCUGUUUGUAGAGAGGGAUCUAACAAUGCGAAUGUGAAGCCUGUUAGAAGAGGCGGAGUAAUUAGUACUGCUGGUAUAUGCUAACACAUUCAGAGGUUUGAUUCUAGCUUAGUUUAUCUGACUAGAGCUUCUAUGUUGUUUUUGAAGGUGUGUGUUCAGCUUCUAUCUUCACUAAGAUGACAUGUCGAUAGCCUUAUUCAGACUGCUGUGAUGUGCAGCUUGUCUGCCUUGAAUGGAAACACUUGCCUCAUUGAGUUUUAUCUAGUCUCUGAAGUGAGAAAUCUGAAACUGUGACUUUCUGCAACAUACUUUAUCAAGUCAAAUGUUAGUAAAACUGUAAGGACUAUAGAAAAAAUGUACCCAUAGCGACUUUGGGCAAUAAAAAUAAUGUAUAAAAGUUC